Molecule: messenger RNA, 664 nt
Organism: Malurus melanocephalus (red-backed fairy wren)
Lineage: Eukaryota; Metazoa; Chordata; Aves; Passeriformes; Maluridae
Product: complement decay-accelerating factor-like
Exons: 2
Coding region: 316-615 (99 amino acids)
Source: RefSeq, a predicted model, not a curated record
GCUUCUCGGUGGAAACACCACUGUUUUCUGGAUAACGAAAGGAAGCAGGAAGGUGCAGGUCGGCUGCUGCGGGCUGCCCUUUCCUCGGGGUGGCAGGACACAUUCCCCUCCCUGCCCUUUUUGGUUUGCGGCUUUUCCCGUGCGGAUUUGGCAGCUCUGGAGGAGAGGCGGAGGCAGCGGGAUCCUUGGGAUGCCGGGCGUGACUGGGGGUGUCCGCUCUUUCCCCACCCAGUCCCACUCCCCACACUUUCGUCAGACAUUUCCCGGAGCUGAGCCGGCCGCGGGAGUGGCUCUGCUGCCGGGCAGUGACCCGCGAUGGGCUCCGGCAGCCUCUGCUCGCUCCUGCUGCUGCUGCUGCUGCUGCCCGCGGCGUGGGGGGACUGCGGGCCGCUGCCGGAGAUCAGCCACGCCGAGCCCCCGGAGGAUGUCAAACACCAGCAGAGCUUCGCGGCGGGCUCCAAAGUGACCUACAGCUGUGUCCCGGGUUACACCAAGCUGCCCUUCCUCCCCGACACCGUGCAGUGCCUGAAAAACUCCCGCUGGUCCGCCCUGCCCGAGUUCUGCGGCCGUGAGUGUUUCCCUUCCCGGCACCGGGAGGCUGCGGGCUGCUUGUGAAAACGCUCGCUGCUUUGGCAACCGCUGCCCCAGGGCUUUCCUCAUCCCC